GUGGUCAUUGGCCGAACGGUUUACCCCCACGUGUGCUCGCAGGCUAUAUAGAAGACCCGCGUGGAAUUUCAUCUUCAGAACUGAGAGUCAGUGUCACGGAAGUCCACCUUGGAGGUAAACAAAAUGUGGUACAUCCAGUACGUGUCGUUGUGUUUGAUCGCACUUGUCUUGGGACAAGCAGCGGCAUUACCGCAGCAUCCCCAGUACACUCAGCAGUUUCCGCAACAGUAUCAGCAACAGGUGAGGGAGGAAAGAAAGUUUGCCGAGAAGCCGAACGCGAUGAAGAAGGUGGCGAUCGACGACCUCGAAGACAUCAGCACUAAUUCGAUUCAGGAGGGUGGCGGCAGCGGCUUCUCGUGGUCCAACAUGCUGGGGAUGCUGAUGCAGAUGUUGUUAGGACAGACUGGUGGUGCGACUGGACCGAGCAAGAAUGAAAUAGACGAGGGCGCGUCGGCGAGCCCGUGGGCCAAUCUGUUAUCCGUGGGUCUUAGGGUUCUCACGGCGUUGUUGGGUGGGCCUCAGCAGCCGGUAGACGGUAUUGACAAGGUGGAUAAUCAGAGCAGCCCUAUGCAGGAAAUUUUGACUGCGGUGCUGGGCGCGUUUCUAGGACAGGGCAGAGAUCCCGAACAGGUUGCUGUAAUGGCGAAAAACGCUUCCGAGUUCAUCAGCAUAGUCAUCAAUCUGCUGGAUGCCCUCAAGACAUCAUUCUCCCAUCGUUCUUUGACAGCUCGCUCAUUAGGAAGACGCGAUACUGUCUCCGAGGCUGCGAUAGCAUCCAUCUCUAUGUUGAAGGGUUACAUGAGAUCCGUCAAGUCCUUCAGUUACGUUGGCCGCGCCGAAGACGAGGGCCAUCGCGGAUGCGCCGAAAGAGCUCUUUGCGAAGCUAGCGCCGAGUGCAUUGCUGAUACGCAAGGCCCGUCGUCGAUCUUCUGCCAACUCGGAUCGUACGCGACGAGUUACCUUCUGCAAAGGCAGAGCGGCGUCGGCUUCGAAGCCUUGUACGAGGCAGGACGACGCGGUCGUACGGGAGAGGACUGUAGAACCCUCUUCAUGGACUGCAACGCCGUAUGAACACGACGUCCAUCUUCGCACGGCGUUCCGUCGAGCAUGGCUUAGACACUGUGACACUUUGGCAUUUUCUCUAACUGAGAGCGUUGCAAUUAGAAACAAGACUCGUGAUAAACUCAUGAUGAGUGGCGACCAGAGGUAUAUAGAUGUCACUCCGAUUUACAUUUCGUGCUGGAAUGUUUUCAUCGAUAUGAAAGAGCUACUUUCGAAUCUGAUAUCACCAUUAUAGCUUGUUACUAGUGAACGUAAAAAUAUGAAGAUCUGCGAACGCAUCUUGCCACGCGAAUGGUCUAGCAUUGCGAGUCUCGUAAUUCGAUGGAAGUUUCCAAUGUCUCACGGUCUGGGCUACGCUAGAAUGGACGUGUUAGGUUAAAUCGACGUGACCGCGAGUGCUCAAAGAGCGCGCUGAGCCGGGAUUCGCAUCGAAUCUCGUGGAUAGCUCGGCAACCUCACGACUGAUUCUUCCUUUGACGCUUCAGUCGAGCGGCGAAUUCGGCGUGUCACGUGCAAAAUAAUACAGAUUCAUAAUUCCAACGAGUCCUGUGACCGACGUUGCGAACAAACUAAGCGUUUGAUGGUCCAAAUCUCCCUCCUCUCUCUAUCUCUCUCUUUCUCUCUCUGUCUCUCGAUAUACAUAACUUGCAGUGAGAAUUAUGAAUCCUCUUCGUAUCAAUCGCCGAGUUUCGCCACACGCCGAUUAUAUAUGAUUCUAAUACACACAUACACACACACACACAUAUAUAUAUAUAUAUAUAUAUAUAUAUAUAUAUAUAUAUAUAUAUUUAUUUCUAUUUAUUUUUCUUUAUGAGCGCGUAUUUUUAAUGUAGAUGUAGUAUCCGUGGUUGGGGCUCGAUGUGAGUUCCGGUAUUCUGGUAUUUCGAAUAUGCGACGACAGUGAUUAUAACGAUAGUAAUGAUAGCGGGAAUUUUAUCAUUGAUACUAUUCAUUUUGACGGUGCACAAAAUUCGCACCGAAAUUAAUUUUAUGUCAAUUAUCACGUUUCCAUGAUGAGAAAUGAGGGUACAGUCCAGUUUUGUAUCUAUGACCUCAAAAACUCUUCAAAUUGUAUGACUUUAAAGUCUUAUAUUUAAUAUACAAGUUUACAUGGAAACGUAUAUGCAUCAUGCGUUUCAAUGUACACUGUAUACGAAGCGUUAUCAAUAGGAAGAUAUUUAGGGAGGAAGACGCGCUUAGAACUGCCGGAGCAAUAAGAUCGGUAAAUAAAUAACGUGCUCUCGAUGAGCUUCGUUCAAACAUUGCUCUCGCUUCCCCGCAAUGAACCAAGAUUGUCCGAGACUGACUUUGAAAUAAACUCUGAUUUUUAGACGUA
This is a messenger RNA of Odontomachus brunneus, 2398 nucleotides long. RefSeq lists its product as uncharacterized. Lineage: Eukaryota; Metazoa; Arthropoda; Insecta; Hymenoptera; Formicidae. Bases 124 to 1071 code for a protein of 315 amino acids. The record is from RefSeq and is a predicted model, not a curated record. The transcript has 7 exons.